Molecule: messenger RNA, 832 nt
Organism: Pungitius pungitius (ninespine stickleback)
Lineage: Eukaryota; Metazoa; Chordata; Actinopteri; Perciformes; Gasterosteidae
Product: low affinity immunoglobulin gamma Fc region receptor II-c-like
Exons: 6
Biological process (GO): cell surface receptor signaling pathway
Cellular component (GO): plasma membrane
Molecular function (GO): transmembrane signaling receptor activity
Source: RefSeq, a predicted model, not a curated record
UCAGCAGGAGGACAGCAUGGAGGUCACAUCUCUGAUGAGGACUGCGAUGAUGCUGCUGCUCGCACAAGAUCACUUCAGUUAUUGUCAGAAAGCUGUGGACGCAGCGUUUCCUCGCGUCGACCCAAACAGACAGCAGCACUUUGAAUACGAGCCGCUGGGCGUCAGCUGUGAGGGACUGGAGGGCCUGACGGGGUGGAGGGUGAUGAGGAGGAGCAGAGGAGCAGUUACAACAUGUUCUGCACGCUGGUCCACAUCCACAGGAGCCUGUAGAAUCAGGAAUGUCCUGCAGGGAGACACUGGAGAAUACUGGUGUGAGAUGGGACCGAAGCGCAGCGACUCUGUCAACAUCACAGUCACUGACGGUCCGGUGAUCCUGGAGAGUCCCGUCCGUCCUGUGGCGGCGGGAGAAGCUACGACGCUGAGCCGCAGCGGUAAGCAGGGGCCCCCCUCCCUCACAGCGGCGUUCUAUAAGGACGGCCGCUUGAUGGAGACAAGCUCCUCCUUGAACUUCACCAUCCUCAGUGUCUCCAAGUCGAACGAAGGCCUCUACACGUGCAGCCUGUCCGGAGCGGCGUCCCGCGGGAGCUGGCUGCUGGUGAGAGCUGAGGAGCCUCGGCCCCUCCAGCUGCUCUCCAUUGGUGUCGGGGUUUCCUUCGUGGCUUUGCUGCUGCUUUUGGGGAUUCUGCAGCGUUGGAAGCACCGAGCAGCCCCCAGAGAACCCCCCCCCUUCCAGGCUUCGUCUUCUCCUCACGCAGAUGAGGGACACCGACCUUCCUCCAUCGCAGCACAACUACACACUCGAGCCGUGUAUUCUGUCCCUACACAAAUGAUC